This is a messenger RNA of Monoraphidium neglectum, 1341 nucleotides long. RefSeq lists its product as hypothetical. Gene Ontology annotation, molecular function: mRNA binding; RNA 7-methylguanosine cap binding. NCBI's taxonomy places the organism in Eukaryota, Viridiplantae, Chlorophyta, Chlorophyceae, Sphaeropleales, Selenastraceae. The coding region runs from base 1 to 1341 and encodes 446 amino acids. The record is from RefSeq and is a predicted model, not a curated record. The transcript has 8 exons. Gene Ontology annotation, cellular component: nucleus; cytosol.
AUGGGGGCUGCGCGACUGUUUGGCGUCCUGAGCAGCAGCAGCAGCAGUGGCGGCGGCGGCGGCAUCAGCAGCAGCACUAGCGGGGCGGCGGGGGCAGCGGGGGCAGGAGCGCCGCAGCAGCAAGCGAAGCAAGGCAGCGGAGGCGGCAGCAACAGCAGCAGCAUCAAGUGUCAGCAUUCUAAGGGGCUGGGUAGCAGGAACAUGCACGCCAGUUUGCAUGCAGAGAAGGCCAAGCGCGCAGCACGUGCUGCCAAAUUUGGCCGGCAGCAGACCCUGGUGUAUGCACCUGACCCCGAGGAAAUGAGAAAGGCGGAGCGUGCGGCCAAGUUUGGGACCAGCUACCACGCAGACGGCGCUCUCAUGGACAUGGACUUGUUCGAGGAGCGCACCGACGCGCCGGUGGACGCUCCGCGCCGCCCUGACGCAGUCUACCUGUACGGCAUUGACGUGAUGAGCACGGCUGACGUGAAGGCCUACUUCGGGGACUAUGGGCCGAAAUUCGUGGAGUGGAUAAACGACUCAUCGUGCUGCGUGCUGUUUGCGGAUGCGGCAUCGGCGGCGCGUGCCAUUGUGGGCACAGGUCAUCCGCUGCCGCCAGAACAGCAGGCGCCGGACGCCAGCGGCCAAGCAGGCCUUGACCCCACCUCAAUAGAAAGCUUGCCCUACCUGUGGCACAAGGGCCGCGACUUCAUGAAGGGAGGGACCCCUGUCACCCUCAUGUACAGGAUGGCGACGCUGGCUGACAAGAAGGACACGAGCGCCCCCCGCCGCAGCCGGUACCUCUGGAAGGACACAGCCAGCGGCGGCAGCAGCCGUGGCGGGCGCCGCAAGCGCGCUCAGGCCGGUGACGACUAUGAUGGCGGCCAACACAGCCGCACCGGCGCCGGGGCCAACGGCGCAGGAGCCAGCGACGGCAUGGACGGAUACGAGGAGUAUGGCGGCGACGACGGCAACGGCAGCGGUGGUGACGCGGCGAUGCGGCGAGGCAGGGGCGAGCGUGGCGGGCAGCAGCUUCGGCGGCAGCGGCGAAAGCGUGUAAAGCAGAUUGACGGCAGCUACCGGGACGUGGACAUGCAGGAUGCAGAGGGCAGUGAUGCGGCAGUCGAUGAGGGCGAUGGCGGCGAAGCCGUUGCAACGGCGGCUGCGGCGACGGCGGAGCGCUUUGGGGUGUCAGACCUGCGCGAGUUGCUGCGGCGCAAGGGCGGGGGCAGCGGCGCCGCUGCAGCUGGGGGUUUGAGGGCCGCUGAGGAGGAGCGCAUCGACCGGCUGGGGCCCGACGCGUUUGAGGAGGUGGCGGUCGUGGCGGACGACGAGGCGGAGAAUGGCGGCGGUGGCAGCUAG